Messenger RNA from Carassius auratus (goldfish), 5224 nucleotides. RefSeq names its product TOG array regulator of axonemal microtubules protein 1-like. Gene Ontology annotation, biological process: microtubule cytoskeleton organization. NCBI's taxonomy places the organism in Eukaryota, Metazoa, Chordata, Actinopteri, Cypriniformes, Cyprinidae. Gene Ontology annotation, cellular component: cytoplasmic microtubule; cilium. The record is from RefSeq and is a predicted model, not a curated record. The coding region runs from base 288 to 4409 and encodes 1373 amino acids. The transcript has 22 exons. Gene Ontology annotation, molecular function: microtubule binding.
UCGCCAUGGCAGCGGUUGGUUGUGACAUCACCGCCAUUUUGCCCAAAUGUUGUGAUGGAAGCAGCGAGAAAAUCAGAAACCGACAGAAAAGCACCUAAAUUCAGACGUGAAGCGGACCAAUCUAGACCAGAGGGAGCCGAGUCAGCGAAUCAGAGUGAAUCGCGUCGAGAAUCGAACCGAAUCAGGAGUCGGACUGAUCUGCGAUAACAGGUGUGUCGCUGCAUCAUGUGACUCUUCCCGUCACUCGUCAGCAUGAGCGGUGCGUCCGUGUCUCCGUCUGGACUCUGAUGAUGAUGAUGUUCGGGCUGAUUCCCCAGGAGUUACACGCACAGCUCCUGGACCUCCAGAACUAUCAGAGCCGGACCAGCGGCGUGGAGGAGCUGAAGAACAUCCUCCUGGAGCUGGAUCUCCAGCAGCUCUCCUCCGCCAGCAUCCUGGACUUCAUACAGUUCUUACGCAAGCUCCUGGACGACAGCAACUUCAGGGUCCUGUGCGGAGCGCUGCAGCUCAUCAACCUGCUGAUCCAGAAGCUGGAGAGCCAUGUGGAGCGCUAUUAUAAGGAGAUCGUGAGCGUGACGGUGCGAGCGCUGGGCGACUCCCGUAGCGUGACGCGGCUCGAGUACAUGAACGUCUUCAGGCAGCUGAUGAGGACGGUGGGGCCGCAGAAGGUCCUGGAUCUGCUGGUGUGUCAGCUCAAGCACAGGAACUCCAGGGUUCGAGAGGACGUCAUCAACAUCAUCACGGCGGCCCUGCUCACACACCCGCGCAAGGACUGCGAUAUCCCCGGCCUGUGUGUGGAAGCGGCGCCGGCGCUCGCCGACAGCAAGAGGAAGGUGCGUCACGCGGCUCUGGAGCUCUUCGCCGUCUUGGACUACUGUCUGGACACGGGUCAGAAGCAGCCGCUCGUGAAGGCCGUGGAUGGAGUGGAGCUGGCCGGAGACGCCGAGGGCCUGAUGGCUGCUGUACAGGCGCGGAGAGCACGACACAUCCUCCCUCGACUCGCUCCCGACGGAUCCCUGGAGUACGCGCUCACUCUUCCUAAACCGGGACAGAGACGGACGCCUCAGCUGGGCUCCGGGGCCGAUCUGGACUGGGUUCUGAACGGAGGCCGGGCUCACAGCUCUCGCUCAGACGGGGAUCUGACGGAGCAGAGGAGGAUGGUGAGCGCCGGGAAAGGGAAGAACAAGCUGCCCUGGGAGAGAUCCGCCCUCUCUGUGGAGCUCCAGAGCAACGGAGCGUCACCUGAUCAGCUGGUCAUCGGUGAAGAUCCGUCCUCAUCCAGCAGACUCCGUCAGCACACUGGAGUCAAACACAGUCCAUCAGAACCGCUCCUGUCUCCGGGCCGGUCCCGCAGGUCUCUGGGUCGACUGCGCCGAAGCGGGAGUUUGGACUCGGAUCCAGACGUUCUCAAAGCGGCCGAUCGCUCGGAGUCUGAGAAAGGUUUGCUCAAGACGAGAUGUUUUCUGUCAGGCAGCGUUUCCCUCCCGACUGACUCUUCACCUCUGCUGCCCUCGUACCCGCUGACCGCGCUAACAGGGAGUCUGCUGACCCCCACCUUACCUCGCCGAAACCCCGCUGACCCCUCGCUGUCCAUGUCCAGCACGUGGUCCAUCAGCCCUCACCGCAGGAGCGACGGCUCUGGUGAGGUGAGCUCCAGGAAGUGCUCUCCACUUCCUCCUCGAGCUGAACGUGCCUCGUCCGUCCGUCAGAGCCCGAACACCAGACCCUCGUCGCUGGACACACACCUGGACAGAAACCUGCAUCUGGAUCUGUUCAUCAGCAGCGGCCCAGGAGAGACAGAGGACCACGAGGAGAUGCUGAACUCCUUGCGCUCGUUGAGGAACAGCGCUGCUAGGAAGCGGGCCAAGGUCAGCGCGAGCGGCUCUGAGCCGGAUCCAGACAGUCCGGACUCGGCGGUGAAGCUGGAGCUGGUUCCUGAUUCUCCGGAGCACACGUCUCCUUCCGUCAGCAGUCCUCUGAGCGAGAGCGGCCUGUGCUCUCCUCCGUCUCCCAGCGGCACCAAGAGCAGCCCUGUGGAGUCUGCGGUGAAGCCACGAGUGUCUUCAGGAAGACGUGUCCCAGCAGACACCAGCGCUCGAGGUGAGACGCAGCAGGACAAGAGUCUGUCUGAUGGGAAUGUGAGUGUGAUCGGUCAGAGACUCGUUUACUCGAACAGAACGUUAGAUCCAGACGAGGAGAAGCCCAGCGACAUGACAUCAUCAUCUUCAUCUUCAUCAUCCUCAUCAUCACCUCAGAUCAGAGCCGCCGGCCGCCAGCCGCUCCGCGCUCUCAGACCCGCUAGAGGAUCUCCGCAGCGAGUGUCCUGCAGUCGAGUGAUGUCGGAGGGCGUGAUCGGGCGAGGAGUGUUUGCUUCGGCUGUCCUGUCCAGUCGUCUCAGUGUGGGGUGUUCUCCUGAGCAGGGUGACCCGGCCGGUCAGACACACACCUUCACCAGCGCUGUCCUCGAGUCUGACACCCGUCCUGACCCGGAGGAGCAGCCGGUCACUCAGAAGAGUUUCUCCAGGUUUGCGAGCGACAGAAUGCAUCCGCGGCGUCUGGAGCAGCAGGACACGCCCCCCGCUCAGGAGCCAAUGAGACGGCGCGUGCUCGUCGAUGAUGUGAAAGAAGUGAGUGUGAACGGAUGCGAGUCGCUCUCCAGCCCGACUGGACCGCAGAAUCCAGUGAAGUGUCUAAGCCCCGCCCAUCAGCCCGCCCCCCCGAGCAGCCUGCCCAAUAGGAGCACAGCAUCACGCCGGAUCAGACCCCCUGCAUCACACAGCUCCGAUGAGCUGACCCCUGCGAGUCUGAAGAGAGAGAGUCAGGAUCCGGCUGACCUGCGUCCCUUCUCUAAACCAGAGCUAGCGCUGACACAGAGCUUCAGACUGAUGUCCUCAGACGACUGGGAGAAGAAGAUCGAGGGGGUGAACUUCCUGCGUAGUUUGGCUCAGUAUCAUCCUGACGUCCUGAUGAGCCGGAUCCAUGACGUGUGUCUCGCUCUCGUUCAGGAGGUUCGUAACCUGCGCUCCGGCGUGUCCCGUGUGGCAGUGGUGACGCUGGGAGAGAUGUUCGCGGCGCUGCAGAAGGGAAUGGAUCAGGAGCUGGACGGGACGGUCCGAGCUCUGCUGCAGAAAGCUGGAGAAUGUAACGCCUUCAUCAGACAGGACGUGGAGCGAGCGCUGGACAGCAUGAUGAAGAACUGCUCUCUCACACGCAGCAUGAGCGCACUGCUGACCGGAGGACUGGGUCAUCUGAACUCAGUUGUGCGUAAGUGUGCGGCGCAGCGUCUCUGUGCUCUUCUGGAGCGGGUCGGAGCCGCUCGUCUGCUGUCCGGAGCUAAAGAUGUGACCGAGCGCAUCCUGCCGGCCGUCUGGAAGCUGGUGCAGGACUCGUCUCAGGAGGCCAGGUACUUCGGGCGACGCAUGCUGCUGUUUCUGUCCUCUCACCGUGACUUUGAUAAAAUGCUGGAGAAGUUCAUCCCUGCUAAAGACCUGCCGGCCGUCAGAGACACCGUCUUCACUCUCAAAACCAAGGGUCUGGGGGAGAUGCCUCAGGACGCUCCGUCGGCGCGGGGCAGGCGUUCUCUCGCGGGCAGCGGUCUGGUGCACACCUCAUCUCUCACACGUGAGACUCUGAGCUCCAGCAGGGACUGUGGGAAGGUGGGGAGUAAAGCUGCCACACACAGCCUCGCUGACCGGAGCGAGUACGUCAAACAGAUGAAGACGCUGCUCAACUCCAAAGACUUCAGGGAGAGAAUCAAGGCCAUCGAUCAGCUGGUGUGUGACUGCGAGGAGAACCCGGCUCUGGUCAUCAGCAACCUGUUCCCGGUGUUUGACGCUCUGAAGGCCCGUCUGCAGGAGUCGAACAGUAAGGUGAAUCUGCGUGCUCUGGAGGCUCUUCAGCCCAUCGUGGCUCUGCUCAGAGACAGUCUGGCUCCGGUGCUCAACAUCCUGGUCCCGGCCGUCGUGGACAAUCACCUGAACUCCAAGAGCAGCAGCAUCUCCUCGGCGGCGCAGGGGGCCGUCCAGGCUCUGAUGAACAACAUCGACAACAGCCUCCUGCUGCAGCCCUUCUGCUCCAGAGCCCAGUAUCUGAGCGGGAAGGCCAAGCUGGAGCUCAUCCAGAGAGUCGCAGAGCUGGUGACGGAGCUGUACCCGCGCAGACCGCAGCUGGUGGAGCAGAAGGUGCUUCCUCUCUUCUGGACGCUGCUCAGCUCUUCUUCUUACAGUGGACAGGUGCGGCCGGCCGCAGUGAAGCUAGCCGAAGCACUGCACACACACAUGGGUCAGACGCUGCUGGAGAGCGCCGCUUCACAGUCUGCAAACGUCCAGAGCGACCUGAAGCAGCUCCUGAGAGCCGGACCCCCACAGACCCUCUCUGACCUCUCUCAGCCUGACACUCAGACACUUUAAAUGCACAGUCACUCUCAUGCUGCUCUGAUUAUUUCUAACAGACACCUGUGUGUGUGUGUGUGUGUGUACACCAGACUCUUGUACUGUAUAAUAGCUCAGUAUUAUCUGAAUGGAUACUGUGUGUCGCUGCUGUACGGUAGAUAUACACGACCGGUCAACCGUUAGAGAGGUUCUUCUGCUCAUCAACACUGAGGUUAUUCAAUCAGAAAUACAGGGUAAACUUUAAUAUUGUGAAAUAUUAUUACGAUGUAAAAUAAAGGCAUCAUUCCUCCAGUCUUCAGUGUCACAUAAUCUUCAGAAAUCCUUCUAUCUAUAAAUCAUCAUAUUAGAAUGAUUUCUGAAGGCUCAUGGGACACUUUGUACUGGAAUAAUGCUGAUGGAAAUACAGCUUUGCAUCAUAGAAAUAAAUAAUAUUUUAAAGGAUAUUAAAAUAGAAACCGUUAUUUUAUAUUGUAAUAACAAAAAAUGUUUUUCUGUAUUUCUGAUCAAAUAAAUGCAGCUUUGAUGAGCAGAAGAGACGUCUUUAAAAACAUCACAAGUCUCACUGACCCCUAACUCUUGACCAGUAGUGUACAUGUGUAUUGGUGAAUAUUGAGUUCAUUAUGGCCUGUUUUAAGUGCAACUCAUCCUAGAUUAUUUGCAUGACUGAAGUUAUUGUUGGGUUUUUAGAAACGAAAGAAUAAACCCAGUGUUGUGAGCAGGAAGAUGUGUGUGAGUGAAUCAGAAGAAGACAGGUGCCAGUCCAUGAGAUUCCUCAGUAAAUUAUAUCAGAGACAGAGAUUUAUCUAUAUAAUAAAGUGUCUUAUUUCUGUAAA